Messenger RNA from Calidris pugnax (ruff), 1611 nucleotides. RefSeq names its product cytotoxic and regulatory T-cell molecule (gene CRTAM). Gene Ontology annotation, cellular component: plasma membrane. The coding region runs from base 24 to 1457 and encodes 477 amino acids. NCBI's taxonomy places the organism in Eukaryota, Metazoa, Chordata, Aves, Charadriiformes, Scolopacidae. The record is from RefSeq and is a predicted model, not a curated record. Gene Ontology annotation, biological process: positive regulation of natural killer cell mediated cytotoxicity directed against tumor cell target; cell recognition; detection of tumor cell. Gene Ontology annotation, molecular function: signaling receptor binding. The transcript is spliced from 13 exons.
GACACCGGCGCCCACACCACAACAUGACUUUCACCAGGGUGCUGCAAGUCACGGCUCUGCUCCUGAUGCAAGGGCAUUUUCCAGGGGCUGGCAGUGAAACCAUAACUCUAAAGGAAGGAGAGGACCUCAAUCUGCGCUGCACGCUCAGCGGUGACAAGGGUUCUGCCCGGCAGUGGUUAAACCCUCAUGGGUUUGCCAUUUUUCUAAACACCGAGCGGGCUUUAAGAGAUGAGAGGUACAAACUUAUCCAUUAUUCAGAGGAUGAAUUAUCCAUCCAACUGUCUAAUGUAACAGUGCACGAUGAAGGCGUAUAUAAAUGCUUCUACUAUGGCACUCCAUUCCAAAGCGAGAACAAGACCGUCAAGGUUUUAGCUGCUCCUUCUAACCCAGUAGUGGAAGUAUCCCAAGACACAGGAAGAAGCAUUACACUGUAUUGCCAUACCCAAGGAUGUAAUCCACAGUCCCAGAUUACCUGGCUGCUGGACAACGGGAUAGAGCUCCCUGGUGACACUAAGCACAAGUUAGAAGCUGAUGGGAAGAAAUGGACCACAACCAGCACGCUGAGAGUCCUGGCCUAUGGGCCCAAUUCGACAGUGAGCUGCGUCGCCCGCCACCAAGCACUAGGAGAAGAGAAGCUGAUGGCAUCUUUCCGGUUUGAGGAUCUCCCUAGGCUGGUGACAAAUCCUGCACCAGCAGUGCCAGAGGCGGAUACACGUGUCUCUGAGAACAAGCAAUCUACAGUGACCACAGCACAGUCAGAUCUGAACUGCAGCACGGCCUCCGCUCCAAGCUCCCCACAACACACUGGAUCCGACCAACCAACCAUCCCUUCUGCAGUGCCAGAGGAUCCAGUAGUAACUAAGUCAAUGUCAACACCAACCCGGCAAAUCCUCCAACCCGAUGUCACAUCUACGUGGUCUGAAGUAACAUCAGCUGCAGCAGGAGAGGAAGAAUUGGCUGGUUCAUCGAGUUACCACGUCCCCAACGGGACUGAAACAGCAUUAUUCAGUGGCAAUGUCACAGAAGAGGAACUUUCCAGCACAGAAGCCUCACUACCAAGUGAAAAUGCAACUGUGAUUUCCAUCGUCACCUUCGAGCAAGAUCUGAAGUCUGAAGGCAUCAAAAAGAAACAGAGUAACCUCCUGCUGCCAAUCUUGGUGGCUGCUCUGAUUUUCGUGCUGCUCGUCAUUGUCCUGCUUUUUAUGUGGAAGCUGAAAAAAGCUCAUGGAGUGUGGAAAAGAGAAAAUGAUGCUUCAGAGCAGACACUAGAAAGUUAUAAAUCCAAAUCUAAUGAAGACAGUCCAGGCCACGAGAAGAAUGGACAAGUUGCCAAUCAGAAGUCCAACGUGCAAUACGUAACAGAAGAACGUGUGGAAACAGCGCAGAAGAAUCCAAGAGACAAAAACAUGGCAAUCAGUGAGAAGCUGUUCAGAUGUGGGAGGGAAACGAACGUGUAGCAACGGACAGAAACACCACUGUUCCCUGAUACUGAUCAUCCAGCCUUCAGAUGUCAGAAUGAUUUCAAGGAGCAGAAGUACAGUCAGCAACCCUCAAUCCAAAAAACAAUUGGGACUGCUUUUCCUUAAGCUGUGGGGCAGGUAGAUGGGACUG